GCGGCCCGACUUUCGCAAGUUCUGAGCUGUCCCCUUGAUCACGGUUGCCGUGUUUCUAGAACAGAUCUAUCACCUCUUCGACACCGAGACACGCUUCGUGGCGUUGCCUUUGCGGCCCCUGCUGCGUUGAACAUCCUUGCAGACGUAGGUGGUCCGGGUCUAGGUUCAGAAAACAAAAAAAAUGAAUCCAGGCGUCCAACAUCCAAAAAUACACACAAAUCAAUGGAUUGUUGAACGGCAUCGUGCCUUACCGCCGCCAUCAUCAGUCCAUCUUGCUGCACUCGAUGAUCACUCACAGUCUUAUUCUGCCGUCACCGACUCAAACCCGACUAGUGGUGGCCCUUACGAGGUGUCGCCAGCGAAACGGGUAAGGAUAUCAGGCGUUCUAGCAUCCUCAACCGCAGGCUGGGGCACGGGUCAACAGCAUGGCCAAGCUCAUGAUGCAGAAGUAGGGCCUUUCACUGAAACGGGCCCUAGAGCUCCCAAGUCCACUUACCGUGAGAAGAAUGGCGAUAUCACGGUGAAAAAGUCCAACGCAAUACCGCAAAGCGGCAGCACGAGCAGCAGUGUCAACACUAACAACAAGUCUCGCCGGGUCCGCACUGGGUGUCUAACCUGCCGUGGCCGCCACCUCAAGUGCGAUGAAGCCUUCCCGGAAUGCAACAACUGCCGAAAGAGUUGUCGUGAAUGCAAACGGGGUCUACGCCUGAACUUCAUCGAUACCCGAGUCAAAAGUCCGCCAUUUGUGCCGCCUACGUUGGAGUGGUCAGUACAAUUUCAUGACGAGUCGCGGCUGAUUGCGUCGGAGUAUCAGGGUGGAUUGGGACGCUAUCCCCGGCUGGAUCAGAACACCGCCGUCACGCCGCCUCAUGAGACAGAACUGAAUGCCACGCUCCGUGUUGUCGCUCAGAAACAGGAUGCCGGUGACGGCAAGACCUACCACCCGGACAACGACGUCACUCCGGGCCUUGGUGAACAGGAUGUGGUCGACAAAGGCAGUGAUGCUGCUGGCUUGAUAAUAAGACUCUCCCCUAACCAGCCCAUUUACGAUGGAAAUCAGUUAUUCCAACCCCAAGAUCUGCACCUGCGGAAUGACAGCGACGGUCCUUUUACGAUGCGGGUCAAGAUCUCACAACAUCACACAGCAAAGGGUGGCUGGGCUUCACAAGCCCAAGGAUACAGGAGGAGCGAGGUAUCAGCGAGUGCGGUGCCUUCUUUUUCCCAGUAUGGCCAUCAAAGUCAGUCUGCACGGCAAAGCGUUCCAAUGACGACCUACGGGCUGCAAACCAGCCAAACCCAGCACGCGCCCGAAGCCAUGUCAGAAAAUUCGACCGCCAGGACUACCCCGUCAAAGAAAACAACUGUCGAACGGGACUAUCUCAGCACGGAUUCCGAAAUUCAUCUUAUGCAAGUGUUCAUUAGCGAAGUCGCCCCUUGGAUGGACAUCCUUAGUAAAGGCAAGCAUUUCGCCAACACGAUGCCCGACCUAGCCCUCAAAUCACCCAUGCUUCUCAAUGCUCUCCUAGCCUGUGGCACCAUGCACCUCUCCCUGACACAACGACAACAACAACAACAAGAACAACAAUCUUCUUCCCAGCCUUCCGGUAUCAGCACUAUCAACAAAGCCUGUUCGUACUACGAUCUCGCAAUGAUGGAGCUCUUGCAUAACCUCGAGCAGACUGGCUCACCAUCGGACCGCAAUGCAGCCGAGUGUGCCACCGCGGCUACUGUGCUCAACGCGUACGACAUUAUGAACAGCGGCGGGAACCCGUCCCCAUCCCCGUUCCCGUUCCCGUUAUCGAGAUCGCAGCAGCAGCAGCGGGUAGCAAUAGAUUACCACAUCGCCGGCUGCGCCAGGGCGCUGGUAAAGGAAUGCCGGUGGAACGCGAACUCGGCGUCAGCGGCGGGGACUGGUGUGGGGGAAGCUUGUUUUUGGUUCAACGGGUGCAUGGAGGUGCUCAGCUGUUUGCAGCCGGCGCUGGUGAUGAUGAACUCGUGGCAGCAGACCCCAACUGUUUGGGAUCCCGAUCAGUGGGGGCUGGAUGUGAAUGUUGACCGAUGGGCGACUGCUGCGAAUAGUACGGCGGUUACGGGGAACGACAGUGAUCUGAAAAUAAUUGAAAAUGAUGACCAGUCGCCCUUUGGGCUUCGUCGGCUCGGUGCUUCGGGCGGUGGGGGAUACGGCACUGGCAACGGCAGCGGAGAGGAAGAGCUUUGGGCGCAACGCAUCCUCUACGUCCUCGCCAAGGUUGUUAACUUUUGCUCUGCAAACAACAACAGCGUGUCACGAUACCAAGAAACCUCGCCUCACGACGAACAGAUGCGUCUCCAGAGGCGAUUCACGGAGUGGAAGAGCCUCAAUGACAUGUGCGACACCUGGAGAAGUAAUUGUCCGCGAUCAAUGCGGCCGUAUGGAUAUGUUCGCUCGUUCUCGAGCGGGUCGUUGUUUCCUAAUGUCUGGCUCAUCAAACGCCCUGCCCUCAUCGCCCGCCUCUUCUACCACGUAGCCAUGUGCAUCCUCGCCCAAGUAAACCCCGUCAGUCCGCGCGAUAGCGACGCCAACCGCGAGCUUCAGCAACAUCACGCUCGGCAGGUGUGCGGUAUUGCCGCGCAUAACAAAGAUCGUGCCGUGGCGUCGAUAGUGACUCGCUGCGUUGCGACCGUGGGCGGUGUGCUAUCUGAUCGAGCUGAGCAGACUGAGGCAUUGGCUAUCCUGGAGAGGAUCAGCACCGAGGCUGGGUGGAGGUUGGGUAGCUUGGUGACUGAUAUGAAGAGGGCUUGGAGCUGGGGAGUUGUUGAGAUGCCAAAUGGUGGUGGUGGUGGUGGUACAAAUGCUGCCAACGGGAACAACAAUAGAGGAGGAGGAGUAGAAGGAGGAAAAUCCUUUGCUUCGGCUCUACUUGGUGCUGGCGGUCUGACCUCGGCGACCGGGCAGACAACAAUGGAAUUACCGCUUCCUUUGCCUUUGAGACCGCCUUCUAUAUUACAGCUUUUUGGUGCGUCGUCGCAAACUCAGCAACAUCAGGAACAACAGGCGCCAACUACCCGAACUUCUCCCACAGCGGCAGCAACUACGUACUCCAACUCGUCUACUAUACCUAAUUUGACGACUGUUCAACCAACUCUUACUAUUACUCCCUCGAGCAGCCGACACCAGACGCAUCAGACGCAUCACACUCAUCCGACACACCAAAGCAGACCUAGUCCGCCUUCUUCGGCUGUGGGCGUUAGUCAACAAGCAUAUCAGGGAUGGUACCACCAGGCCCCUUCGCCUACAAGGUCAGGCAACAUGAGUUCACAGCAGAUGGGAGGGGCAGGAGGCUCUUCUUCUCUUAGAUGGGGUUGAAAUCCCGUGGACAUGAUCUCCACAAAGACGUUUCGCUAUGGUAAACUUCUCCAAGUUCCCU
This is a messenger RNA of Neurospora hispaniola, 3407 nucleotides long. RefSeq lists its product as uncharacterized. The transcript is spliced from 4 exons. The record is from RefSeq and is a predicted model, not a curated record. Gene Ontology annotation, biological process: positive regulation of transcription by RNA polymerase II. Bases 182 to 3346 code for a protein of 1054 amino acids. Gene Ontology annotation, cellular component: nucleus. Gene Ontology annotation, molecular function: DNA-binding transcription factor activity, RNA polymerase II-specific; zinc ion binding; transcription cis-regulatory region binding. NCBI's taxonomy places the organism in Eukaryota, Fungi, Ascomycota, Sordariomycetes, Sordariales, Sordariaceae.